Molecule: messenger RNA, 5058 nt
Organism: Ruditapes philippinarum (Manila clam)
Lineage: Eukaryota; Metazoa; Mollusca; Bivalvia; Venerida; Veneridae
Exons: 14
Coding region: 239-2722 (827 amino acids)
Source: RefSeq, a predicted model, not a curated record
GUUUUCCUCAGUCUUGACUGGCUAAUAUAAUGGGUUAUAUAUAUGUAUUUUAGUGACAUUUUAUUAUUUAAUCAAGAGUGUUUUAAGCAAGAUCAUUUCCUCAGAGCAUGAAAAGUGUAUCUUCUUUGCACACACAAUUGAUAUACAUGCAUAUAUCAUAUAGAUAACACGAUAGUGUAUUGAUAUAGCUUAAAGGAGAUUUUGUAAUUUGUGAAACUUAAACCAUUGAACACUACAGAUGAUGUAUUGCGGGACUGUAGCAUCAAUGAUGCUGUUUAUCCUAGUGUUUGAACAAGUUUUGGCAAAAAAGGAUUAUAAAUUCUAUAAUAUCUCUCAUGGACCUAUGAAACACGAGACAGGAAGAUACAUAUAUCAACCACAGUUUGGGGACCCAAAGUACUGUAGGUACUGCCCAUUAGAGGCUGUGCUAAAUAGUGAAUAUGAUGAUGCCCAGCAACCAAAGUGUCUAAAGAAAUACCAAGGAAAAAACAUUGCUGAAGAGAUUUUACCCCAGGAGAAAGCUAGUUUAAAUUAUCCAUUGUGUGACGAAGGAGAUGUUCCUGGGUGUGGACCACCACCAGAAAUAAACAAGACAAAAAACCAUGAGUGGGUUUGCGAUCCAGGUUACAGUUUUGUUAAUUACUCAGUGUAUUUUAAGUGUGCACUUGUUUGUAAUAUUACUGAGAGGUUGGACUGGCAGUAUUACUGCAAUGAGUCGCUCCAGUGGGAAGUACAGCCAGCAUCUGUGUGGCAAAAAUGUGAAGCCCCUGUAAUUGAACCUGAAAUCAUUGAACCUGAAAGUACUGAUAAGCUUGUCAUCAUGGUAGUAGCUUUAAGUGGUGGAUUGGUUGUAAUAAUUGCAAUAGCUGUAUUUUUUUCCUGCCUAUAUUAUGAAAAAAUUAAAAGAGCCAGAUCUAGGGAAAAUAUGGCGAUGACGGAAAUGGUAGAAAUGAAUGGAGUGAUAGUCGGGUUAAAUAAUGCAAGACUUGAUAUCAAUGAAGGGAAUGAAGAGACAGCUGAUCCUUUUACACCAGAAAGUGAUUUGGAAGGUGGCAGUCAGUCAGGUAAUAGAUCUCCUAGUAGAGCUGAAAGUUUAUCUGGUUCUACAAGAAGCUCAGACACUGAAGAUGAUGAGGGCAGUACAGAUGAUGAAAACACCAAAUUAAUAAUGCCACAUCCUUCAGUCAAACCUACUGUGAGCAUUAUACAAUUUGAGGGUGGAGAAAGAAAGAAGAGCAUACCUUGGCAAGGAGACAUAUACUCAAUAGAACGAGGAUCAGAUUUUCAAAUUAUACCAAACUCUACUGGAGGUUAUGAAGUUACAAAGUUUAGGAUAGAAAGAAAAGGGAAUAGUGCUAUUGGAUGGGAGGAAUAUAUCCACAUGUACAAUGUAAAAAAUGCCUCUGAUAUGGAUGCAGGACUUUACAUGUGGUAUAUUACGCUUAGCAACAAGAUUGAAUAUUGUGGAAGCUUUGAAAUUAGCAUAGCUUUGCCAGCAAUUCGACCUAAUACAAUAGGGAAGGAGGCUAGCAACAAGGAUACCAGUAGUUUGAAAACAGUAAAUCCAGUUUAUAAUCAACCCCAGCAACCAUCGAGUACUUCUCACUUGAAGUUUGACUCUAUCCUCAACAAUCCUAAUGACCAGGAUGUUAUAGAGGAUAAUGAAUUGUUGCCACAAGGAAAUUUAGUAAGAGGAGAAGUUGUAAAAGAAACAAGAGGUGAUGCUGACCCUUUCAGACAUGCAGCUGAUUUGAGCUCUGAAAUGUUCAGAGAUCAGUCACACCGUAACACAAUAGAUUCUGGCGUACAAUCUUCUAAUGGGCAUCGCAGUAGUAGAUCAAGUAAUAUAGCAUCUGAUAGGGCCGUUAGUCAACGCAACAACUCAAAUGAAAAUACUAGAGAUGGUGAUUUAAGGUACAGCACCAGUGGUUAUCAGACGCAGACUAGCGCCAGUUUGGCUAGAGAACAAUUUAGAGCUAUUUUUGAUGAUGCUCCUCAAUUAAGUAUUGGAUCAUUAAAUAAAAAGUCAAGAGAACUAUCAACAGGUCUUGAUAUACAGGCUUUGCAGAAAAGAGGAUAUCUGAAUCCUUCUGAAGAUAGAAAUGAAGAUACUGGAGCCAGGGGAGGUGAAUAUACUAGUACCAGGGCAGGUGAAUAUACACGUGCCAGGGCAAAUCAAGAUACUGGUGCCAUGGCAGAUGAAUAUGCUGGAGCCAGGGCAGGUGAAUAUACACGUGUCAGGGCAGAUGAAGAUACUGGUGCCAGGGCACGUGAAUAUACUGGUGCCAGGGCAGAUCAACAUAAUGGUGCCAUGAUAAGACCUGAUCCAGCAGGAAGUGUUUCAGCUAUGAACCACAGUGAAGGAAGUGGUUCUAUACAGGAGACUUUUAGAAAACAGUUAUAUGUACCCGAUACAGGUACUCAGCAGGAGGCUAUUGUGGACCAUCAUCAUGACACUGCUGCUGAUGAUGAUGAUAUUGGUGAUGCUAUUGCUGAUGAUAUUGCUCUUGAUAAUGGUGAUGAUGAUGUGGACAGUAUAUCAGAAAGGCUCAAUAGCGUUGCAUUACAAAAUGAUAUUCUUGAAGGUGGCCGUGUGUAUGAAGUUGAAGGAGAUUUAGAUCAUACAUAUCCAGAGGGAGAAAUCCAACACUUACCUUAUAGACAUGAUAGCGUUCUAGAAAAUGAUCUGGAACAUCACAUUGAUGACCAUUCUGAUAGUUAACAUGGAACUAAAAAGUAGUGAAUAACUUUGUGUUUUCUUGAUGAGAAUAUACCAGUUCAUCACGACUAUAUGGUGUAAUACCUUAUUAACAAAGUUUUGGAAAUGUGGAUGAUAUGAUAUCAUGAGUUUUCAUCUGUGUGAGGCACUUGAUAUUCGUGAUGAAUUGCCGAGGCUGGGAUUCGAACUCAUUUACAGGCAGUAGUAGUAUCCUCCUAGACUACUGAGCCAAAGAUUCCAUUCCCUGACGCAAUUGUAAGAGUCUGUACUUGUCCGGAAUUGAAAACGUUCAUAUUAAAUAGAGGAUAUUGAAUGAGUGUAAGUUCAAUACUGAAUUUAUUACACGAGUUGAAUAAAAUUUAUAUUAUGCGAGCCUCUGGUGAGCAUAAUAUUAUUUUAUUCAACGAGUGCAAUAAAUUCAGUAAUGAACUUACAUGAAUUUAAUAUUCUAUUUUAUCACAUACCCAAAAUAAAGACCGUUUUAAAGUGAAAUAAGAGUAAUUUUUCUGUGACGAGUCUAUAGUAUAACACUAACAUUUAGCGCGUCUUUACACUAUGUUUUUAUAACGCUAAUGACGUGACGUCAGAAUAUAUAUGCACGGCCGUGCAAUACCAUAUUUACGGAGUCGCAUGGGUGUGUGAUAAAGCGUGUUAUAUAACAUGACGUUCUGCGCUAACAUUUACGUCAUCUCCGACAUUAUAUUGUUUUUUGUUAUUUAUUUUUAAUAUAAUUAAACACCAUCAUGAGAAAUAGACCCUUAACGUCAUUUUGCAAAUGACGUUAAAAGACAUUAACAUUGUCAUAGACGUUAAAAAUAAAAGAAAACUACCCUUCAAAUAUUUAAGAUAAAUAUUGAUAGUUAACAAUAAGCAAAUUUCAAUAAAAAAUUUUCUAUUUAUUUCAAGAGCUAUAGAAUAGAACUUCUCUAAGACUUGAAUAUGUCGAUUAAAAAAGUAUGUGACGUCAAGGACUGUUUUAGGUUCCUACAGUACUAGUAUUUAUGAAUGUAUAUAGGUGUGUGUGUGUGCACACAACUGUAACAGGAGACAUGAUUCUUCUGAAAUACUGUUGGGAAAAGGCGUAAAAUGAAACAAACAAACAAAAAAAUCUUGACGGCAGAAUUUCAAGUCAUUCAUGUUACUUGAAGCAAUAGGCUUCAUGUUUUAAUGAAUUAUGUCAAUGAUAUUACUGUAACUAUAUAGGAAUCAGAUCAAUAUAGGAAUCUGUGGUUUUAUUUCUCGGAGCUGAGCUCUGUUUGUUUUCCUUUUAUUUGUUGAUCUGAUAUAUACAUUGUAUAUACUUUACUUUGAUGUAAAUGAAGUUUUAAAUUGGUCACAUAAUUAUAAUGUAUUUAAACUCUGCUGUUUUGGCUAUGACCUUAAAUUAUUUUGUUAUGAUUUUUGUUCAUGAUUAAUUCUGAAUACAUGUAUUUAUAAAAUGAAAAUUUCAUGUGAUUUAAUUCAUUGAUUAAUUUUAAUUAAGUGUACGUUUGCACCUAUGUGAUCAAAUAACAAAGAUAUAGCUUAUUAAGUAUCUUAGAAAAUUACAAAAUAUAUACACUUAUAAACAUAGAUUUAAAAGAACAACAUAUAAUAUGGCAAUCUCUUUUUAUCUGAAUUUGAUUGUAAAUUCAAAAUACAAUGUAUCAGUAGUAUUUUGGUUUGAUUUUAUCACUACAUACUUGCUAAUGUUUUAAAAAUCAUAGUUUAAUGUUUAACAAUACAGUUUGUGAAACUUCUCACCUUAUAUCAUUAUCAUAACAUUUACAUUAAGAAUUUUAACUGAACAACUUGUUGAAUUUUUUUGAUCACAUGGUCUUUAUGUUUAAUGAUAAAAAGUUUAAUUUGUUAGUAAAAAGCCCUAUUAUGCCUCAGAAAUGCUUUCAUCUUUUAACUUUUUUCUCAGAAGCUAUUUAAUUUUUGGUGUCCUGUUAUAUAGUUUUAAAACAGUUACUCAUUACUUGUUUUUUGGCAACUCAGUACAGUAGUGAUUUUCUAUGGAAGUCAAAAUACUACUUUGUUUUAAUUUUGCUACUUUUAUGUCAAAUUAUUUUAAAUUAAGUGCUAUUAUCUUCAUUUGACAAGCACCUAACAUGCUCAUAAACCAUUAUUUAUACAUAAUAAAACUCAUGUUUGUCUGUUAUAAAGAAAAGAAAAAUGUGUGAAUUUCUUAUGCAUAAUGUGCCUUAAAAUGAAUUAUUUCUCAUAUUUUCUUAUAAAUUAUUGUACAUUUUAUUUUCAUAUACAUGUACAUGUAAGAUUUUUAACAUUCAUUAAAUGUCAUUAUAUACAUUACAAACAUACUAAAUUUGUUACAUAAAAUUUUUUCAAAAGUUUUA